AUUGAUACUUUUUUAUAGAUAAAAACAGAUGAUUUUACCAUAAAAGAAGAGGAAAAUGAAGAUAAUCAAAAUAUUAUUGAUAGUAAAUAUUUGAAUUCAGAUGUUCAUAAUUCUCUAAAUAACAUAUCAAGAGAAAAAGACGAGGAUGAUAACAAUAAUGGAAGUUCUCCAAAAGAUAAUAAGGCCACCUUAGAUCCCCUUCAACUUAGAAGAAUCCAGAGUGCAUCAUCACAUGUAAGAUCAUGUGCGAGGUACACCGUAAGCAUUAAAAAGCCUCUAAAAACUGAACAUGGAAAAAUAAUUGCUACAAAACCUGUCAAUAAAUCUAUUCUGUCAAAACAAAGUGAACUUGAAUUACGCCCUCGUUCAUCACGUUUGAGCCCUGGAAUGGCAUCCAGAAGACACGGCGAAACUGCUAGAGAGAGACUUUUUAGGAGUUUAAAAGGAUUAAAAAAGAAUUCCGAACUUCGUCGUAACAGUCUCUUAAGAAUGAAGGCGAGGACUUUGGGAGAUAUUGGAAAUACAAAACAUGAUGAUAAAAAAGAUGUAGCUAAAUGUAUUAAACUAGAUAAAUCAGAAGAUGGGGUACCAAAAAAGAUGAAUACAAAUGAAAACAAUAAUAUAUUAGAUAAUGGAAAAGCUCUUCAAGGAACCUGUGCUCCAGUUGAUAAAGUUUUAAAGGGAGACACAACUGGUCCUGGAGAUAAACCACCUUCGCAACAGAAAUUUACUAUUCCGCUUCGUAAUAAUGCAAAUUUGCGCAAACCAAAAUAUGUUGUACGGCCUGCACCAAUUAUUGAAGAGAGCGCUGAAGAAAAGCAAAAAUUAUCUAGGACAGGUACAAUUAAUUUAGCUUUAGAGAAGGAAGUGAUGUUUCCAGUGUUUUGUUAUUUAACAUCAGCAGAUCUUUAUACAUGUCAGCUUGUAUGUAAAACGUGGAACCGUUGGUCUAUCGAUCCUAGAUUGUGGACUCAUAUGGAUUUAACAAGAAGGAAAAUAACCGCCAAUGUUUUAAUAGGUAUUGUUCGACGUCAACCCAUAUCUUUGAAUCUGAGCUGGACUAAUGUGUCACGUAGACAAAUAGCUUGGCUGAUUGCUCGUCUUCCCCAAAUGAAAGAAUUGAUUCUCAGUGGUUGUUCUUCUGCUGCCGUGUCAGCCUUGUGUACAUGUAAUUGUCCUCUUAUUCGUUGCUUGGAUCUGAGUUGGGUCGAAGGACUGACUGAUUCAGUGAUAAGAGAUCUUCUUUCUCCUCCUCCUGACUCGAGGCCAGGAUUUGUAGAAACAAAAACUCGUUUAAGACAGUUGGUCGAAGUUCGUUUAGCUGGAGCAGAUAUAUCUGAUGUUUCUGUACGUCUUCUUGCACAUCAUUUACCUUCUCUUUCUCGUUUAGAUUUCAGUCAUUGUCACAAAGUGACAGAUAUGGGAAUAGCUGUUCUCGGUGCAGCAAAAUCUUCACGUUUAAUGGUUUUAGAUGUUUCUUCGUGUUCAAAUAUUACAGAUACGAGUCUGGAGGCAUUGAAACGAUGUACUAAUUUGACUUGUUUAGAUAUGCGAGACUGUAUGCAGGUUACUGAGGCAGCCUGUCAGAAAUUUAUUUCUCAAAGUCGUCAGAUGCUUGUAUUCCGAGAAGGAAAAUUAUUACAGAGACAUAACUGAAGUGAUUCCUUGUAAAACAAAAAUGUAGUCCCCUACAAUGGUAUUUUUCUCAAAAAUACAUUUCCAAAAUACUUACAAAGAGACAGUAACAUACUGCCACAUAAAUGAUAUUCUGCUAAAUAAAUUUUAAAAACUUAGAAAUUAUAUGGUAAGGUUUACUACAUUGGAUAAAAUGAGUUCAUUAUCAAUGUGUAAUUUUCAUUUCGUUGGAAGUUGUAUAAUCUCUGAAAUGUCUUCAUGAUUGUUUUUGUAGUCUUUCAUAAACACAAUUGAGACCUUGCUGGUGUUGUACAGUUUAAUCAAACUCACAAUCAGUGAUUAUUGUUUAUUGCCUUGUAUUUAUAAUAAGAAAAAUUCAUGAUAGAAAUGUAUUUAGGUGUACUUAUUUUUCUUAAAAUGUUUAACUUUUAAUAUGUGCAAACUUUUAAGCACUGUUUGUUGCAUUCACAGCAACAAAAUGUAUGUUAUAUAGUAAAACUUGUAUGAAUAAGUCCGGCUUUCAGAUUGCUAUAGUCAUUGUUUAAAGAUUUUUUUACAGUUAUAUCGUUUAUAAAUUAUAUCAAAAUAAUCAUCAUAAUUUUUUUCAAUUGAAUUAUUGUCGUGUACGCUUUAACAAGAAAAAAUUGUGAUGAAGUAAAGAAAACACUUCCAUUGCUUUUUUCUAAAUCAGAUUUUCGGGAAGGAAAGGAGCACAGUAACAAAGUUUUACAUAACAAAAGAAUAUUUUUCGGAUUGGUUUGUUCGUUGGUUUAACAGUUAUUUUCUUAUCUUAGGAUACCGUGUUUAAAUGGCUGAAUUGAGUCGAUACCGACAAUUACAAGAAGCAUUUUUAAUAAAAAAAAUAUAUAUAUUAAAAUUAUAACUUUUGAAUAAAACGCGAAAAGUUUUUAUGUAUAAAGUACUUCAAUAUUUCGGUGAUUUCUGAUAUCUAAAUAAAAAAUAAAAAGUAAUGUUAUAUUUAUUUCUGCUGAUCAAUAUAUAUAUAUAUA
Messenger RNA from Centruroides sculpturatus (bark scorpion), 2645 nucleotides. RefSeq names its product lysine-specific demethylase 2B-like. The record is from RefSeq and is a predicted model, not a curated record. Gene Ontology annotation, biological process: SCF-dependent proteasomal ubiquitin-dependent protein catabolic process. Gene Ontology annotation, molecular function: protein binding. The transcript is spliced from 2 exons. Bases 388 to 1656 code for a protein of 422 amino acids. NCBI's taxonomy places the organism in Eukaryota, Metazoa, Arthropoda, Arachnida, Scorpiones, Buthidae. Gene Ontology annotation, cellular component: SCF ubiquitin ligase complex.